This is a messenger RNA of Peniophora sp. CBMAI 1063, 423 nucleotides long. NCBI's taxonomy places the organism in Eukaryota, Fungi, Basidiomycota, Agaricomycetes, Russulales, Peniophoraceae. The record is from the annotation of a GenBank genome assembly.
AUGGCGUCUACAUCUGCGCUCAAAGUUACUCCUGCGAAUACUCCGGCAAGACCUAUGCCUGCCAAGUCUACAAGCACUCCUCCCGUGGACUCCUCUUCCGGCACCAAGGGAGCAGCCAACUCGAAAGGCGUCACCAAUCCUGCCGAUAUCUCCAGUCCUCACGAGCUUACAGCGUUCGUUGAGAACAUCUUAGGGGAUCUGGACGAGAAGUUCGACAACAUGUCCUCCCAGCUUCUUGAGCGAAUGAGACAAAUGUCGGAUCGCGUAGAUGCUCUUGAGGCUUCUAUUCAGGACAUCAUCAACGGUGAUGGGCCCAUACUGCCCAGUGGCGGCAGCACUCCUUCCUCGCCUGGCAUCGCGCAAUCAGGCUCGAUGGGGUUCUCGACUGCCCCGCAACCACGACGGACGGGGAGCGGACUAUGA